Peronospora belbahrii is the source of this 558-nucleotide messenger RNA. NCBI's taxonomy places the organism in Eukaryota, Oomycota, Peronosporomycetes, Peronosporales, Peronosporaceae. The record is from the annotation of a GenBank genome assembly.
AUGAAUCUCAGUCACGUCCGUAGUGCCGCCUUUAAGCCCGCUAUUCCAGUGACAGGAAGUAAUGUCAUGACAUCCAGUGUUGCUGUAUCUUCUGCUGUACAUAAUACGGCAGGAGCUGGUGCACUACAGUUAUCCGGUCGCUGGUCACUUGACCGUGAAGAUUCAGACUCGACGAAUGAUUAUUUAGAGGCCAUGGGACUGCCAUUGAUUGCUCGUCAAGCUGCUGAUAAAUUGGACCUUAUGGUAAUUAUUAAUCAGACACCUGGAGACUUUGUAAUUACAAGACGUACGCGCAUCUUUACAGAGACCAAGCAGCUAAAGUUUGGACAAGAAGUUAACGUGAAGAACAACCUUAUUACGGUCACGGGUGACGCGACACAGAUUAAGACAGUUACGAAACUCUCUGGAUUUCGUGGUGUACUCAAGGAUAUGCGCACGAUUGAUCCACGAGGUCGUAUGCAUGUGGAACUGAGCCUCACGUUGACUGACAAACCCCCGGUGAUUAUCAAUCGCUACUUUAAGAAGACCAAUCGAAAUCAACAAUGGCAGAGGAUAUAA